AUGGCUACCAACUUUCCACUUCCUACCUUGGAAGAGCUCAAAGACGAUUUGGAUUGCAAUUCCCACAUUGACCCCAACUCCCGCGUCUAUGAGAUGGAAGACAAGGACUGCAGCAUUUGCGCCGAAUCCAUAUUUGGGGCUCAUGAACACAAUGGCCAUCAUGGCGGCCCACGGCGUACCUGCAUCUUCCAAUGGAUCAACGGCAUCAACCCAAACCGCAACCGCUGCCCCAAUUGCCGCGAGUCACUGUGCAAGUUGAAUCUCCUGGAGCCGGACAAAGAGGCUCAAUGGCAAGCUGAAGAGUACGCUCGGACGUACAAUCCCGCCGGUUUCUCCAUCGGAAUCUAUAGCAACUUGAUGGAACUCGUCGAUAUGCACUUCAGCAGGCAGCGAUACGUUUUUAUGCAGCGUCAUAACGAGGACUGGGUUCGCAUUAUAUCCGAAGUGCGUUCAGAGUGGGUGCGGGGUGGGUGUGAAGGUAUGCGCUGCUGCCAUGAGCACGAGCGCAUGGAGUGGGAUUGGUUCGAGUUCGAGGUCGCGAAGCGCGUGUGGUCUUCGUUGCUGCGGGCAGACCUGACUCAGAUGCCAAAGGCAAAGCUCUUCUUAGCUUUCUACAACGCUAUGGACGAGAACCUCCAGGAUCGCUGGUUUGACAACCACCCAGCGGGCAACGACCAGCCUAUGCAAGAUGUGGAGGAGAACAUCGAACCUGUGGACGAAGUGGUGGACGUGCCACACAAUGGCGACAAUGCUGUGGUUGGAGCACAAACAUCUGCCAACAAUACUCAGGCAGCACAGUGUCUGGUGAAUCAACUCGAUCAGAUCGUCAGCAGCAUCGUUCUGGAUCAGCACGACCGAUUCCAGUCUUUCGCUGCAAAGGCCAUGUUCAGCAAGAUGUCCCACGCCCAGCUUCCGUCUCUAAUGCGAACAUUCGUAGGCACAACUCCAACCACAAUCCGGCAGCAGAUGAUGAUUCGGAUGUCGACACCCCCGCUGUUUCCUGGCGCGGACCGCUACAGGAUCUUCCACACGGCUCUGCACCAGUUCAUCGCAGUGCGUCAACACGUCGCUCGCGACAACCAACAACUCGAUCACCCGGUGUCGAAGCAGAUGACGACUCGGACGACGACUCGGACAUACGCAAUCCCGUCGACACCCUCGCUCGUUCCUCAACUCACACAGCUUACGGCUCUGCAGCAACUCACCGCAGUGCGUCGACACGUCGCUCGUGCCGACCAACAAUCCGAUCCCCUGCCGUUCAUCGGCAAGACCGCUUGGAUGACGCGCGCCACAACCUCAGAAGUGCUGAAAGCACGACGCAAGUUAGAGGAGCAGGACCACAUUGUGCUUGACGAGGUCCAGAAUGCUGGCCAAGUGCUUCGACUGGGUAACAUGGAUUGGCGUGUUAUGCGCAGCAAUGGCGAGGAGUUGUGUGAAGUUUCGGGUGCCAUUGGAUAUCAGUUCAUUGGCGAGACGGCGAUGUUCUAUCGUAACAAGGUUUAG
Molecule: messenger RNA, 1503 nt
Organism: Parastagonospora nodorum SN15
Lineage: Eukaryota; Fungi; Ascomycota; Dothideomycetes; Pleosporales; Phaeosphaeriaceae
Exons: 4
Coding region: 1-1503 (500 amino acids)
Source: RefSeq, a predicted model, not a curated record